AACAAAUUUGUUUACUGUUUUAUUUGUUUGUAUCUGUAACGGUGGUAGUGAUUCGUAUUAUCUCGAAAUCUGUUAAUAAUUUACUUACCAUUGCAGAAUGCAUUAUAUUAUAUAGAAGUAUAUAAAUGGCAACCAAGAAGUCCAGUGUACCUAGAUGAAGUUUACCUUUUAAUCACAUUUUGUUUCUAUUCUGUUUUCUUUAAAACGGCCAGUGAAAAGUGUGAAAUAAAUUUUUAAAAGUUAUAGUUCCAGGAUAGUCUAAUUAUUCAAAUAUCUGAGAAUCCAAUAUUGGUGAAUAUGCAUAACCGACGAAUAGUUGACGAUUUUUCUGUAUUGUAUUCAGACGACGAUACCCUAUUUUCACUGACUAGAAUAGGCGCUCUAAAUAUAUUCAAAGCACGGAUAGAACGUGGAGACGAUUUGAACCGAAGGACAUACUGUGAAUCUCAUUGUAUUCACUUGGCUGCGGAUUAUGGUCGCUUAGAUUUUUUGAAUUAUUUCCAAGAACUGGAAGUUGACUUGAAUCUCACUGAUAAAUUCAAUAAUACUGCCCUACACAGAGCCAUUUCUAGUAGAGAAGUUGAAGCUGCUUUAUUUUUGAUUGAACAAGGAGCUAAUAUUAAUAAAUUGAACUCUGAUGGUAAUAGUCCUCUAAAUCUUUCUCUCAAGUUUGGAUUUACAAUAAUAACGAAUUCACUUAUUGAAAGGGGUGCUAGAUUGAAUGAUAAGAAUGUUUUUGGAUGGACACCUCUACAUUUCGCUGUAGCUCUUGGCGAUAUUGAAAUAUUGAAAACAUUAUGUGAAGCAGGAGCAAAUUAUACAUUUAUCGGAAAAUGUAACCGUUACAGCGCUUUGCAUUUAGCAGCUGAUAUUGGUGAUAUAGGGAUCAUCGAUUACUUUUUGAGCAAACGAGUUGAUAUUGAUUAUAGAUAUGAAAGUGGAUAUACAAUACUGCACACUGCGGUUCGAAAUAAUCAUCACGAUUUAGCACGUUUUUUGAUUGAAAAUGGAGCUCAGGUCAAUCUUAAGACUAAUAAAAAAAUUAUGGUGCUUUGGAUUUUGCUGCACGGGCUGGUAAUUCUCGCUUAAUUAACAUGUUGAUUCAGAACGGUGCCAAUUUUGAGAUACAAGCUGAUGGAAAAUGUCGUAUUUUAGAGUUGCUCAUAAAAUAUUUUCCUUACAAAUGUAGUGUUUACUUUCAUAAGAAGUAUAUACGAGCAGCAAAGGUGAUAAUCAAAUUUAUGGCAUUACGUUACCUCAAAACACCCCCAAUAUUUCCAGAAUGCUUUCCUUAUUCGGAGAAAUUGUGUGACUUCUGGUUCUAUUGUCAACGAGAGAUACAGAAAAUGGAUAGCCAUUAUUUGGGAAACACAACAAUUUCCCAAUAUAAGUUCAUCCGAGCUUUAUUUAACGAUGUACUUCUAGCAAAAUAUCUACAAAAUGAAGAAAUAGAACUCCUUACUCAUAAUAUUCAAAAUCAUUUCAAAGUAUUUCCAAUUUAUAAAGAUAUAGGAAGAUUAAUAAGCACUGGUUUAUGUAGGGGUAUGGUAAGAAAAGAUGUGCUAGAUUUAGCCCAUUAUAUAAAAAUGGAAAAUUUUACGAGUGAGCUACCUCCAGAAAUUAUAAUGAAAAUUUGCGAUUACCUUAGCAUAAAUGAUUUGAGAAAUCUCAUAGGAGCAAACGUCAAUUUAAGUAUAUGGAGUAUGAAUCAACAUAAUUAUCAUAUCGGUGAUAAAAUGCUUUUUCAUUCACAGUUCCUCUGUAGGAAAUUCUCGUAGAUUUGAUUAUCAGUUACCCCUAAAUCGUUUUGGUGGUGACUCGCUAAGUAAUUUCCUGCGUGGGAUGUUUUUCUCAUUAAGAAACAUUAUAUUCAAUCGAUGCUUUCCAAGAUUGAAUUUAUAAGUAAAACGAUUGUGUGAUUGCUAAAGUGAAAUUGUAUAUUUGAAGUUGUACAAAAUUAUUGAAAUA
Diorhabda sublineata is the source of this 1968-nucleotide messenger RNA. Its product is annotated as putative ankyrin repeat protein RF_0381. The record is from RefSeq and is a predicted model, not a curated record. NCBI's taxonomy places the organism in Eukaryota, Metazoa, Arthropoda, Insecta, Coleoptera, Chrysomelidae. Bases 298 to 1089 code for a protein of 263 amino acids. The transcript is spliced from 2 exons. Gene Ontology annotation, molecular function: protein binding.